This is a messenger RNA of Blepharisma stoltei, 1778 nucleotides long. Lineage: Eukaryota; Ciliophora; Heterotrichea; Heterotrichida; Blepharismidae. The record is from the annotation of a GenBank genome assembly.
AUGAUCAAAAUCUCUCUGAGACUCUUGCGAAGAUUUUCUUCUAGUGACUUGUACAACAUGGAAACCUAUGAAAAAAUCGGCAAAAUUGGCACAGAUUAUGAUGAUGCCCGCAAUUAUGAAGCCUUCAGUAUGAAAGAGUUCAAAAAGCACUUGACUCCUGAAGAGUGGGCAAAAGUCACUGCAAAUGAUCCACUAUUCAAAAUGCCUGAGCUAGAGGAUUUAUGGGACAUUCAAGACCUUAAGCCUCAUUUCUAUAAGCAUUUACCACCUUAUCUUCAAAGGCCUGCAAUGGCAUUAGAUGAGCGACAAAGAGCAGCCAAGCGAAUGACACUCGAAUGGGCAAAAGGCGAAAAAGACCUAAAAAAGAAAAGAAUUGCAAUAAAAUCGACCUGGAGAAUGCUGACCAAUGACGAAUGCGAAGUUUUCACUGGACUAAUGCUUGUGAGGAAUCCUAUAUGGGCACUUGGGCACGAUAAAGAUGUUGAAUGGGCAAAACUGAGGUUCAGGACUAUGAGGAAGCAUGGGCUAUUGGCGAAAUUUGACGAAAGCUUUGAGUAUGAAGACAUCGAAGAUGACGACGACGAUCUUACAUCUACCAGGUUGUUAAAGCUAGAAAAGGACUUGGAUGAAGGAAAGCCUAUAAGAGGCUAUGAGCCUGUACCUAAUUCUAAGCAUUGGCUAGAAGCAGACCCUGACGAAGCAGACCCACAUAGCAUUGGAUACGCUGGAGGCUACAGAGUUUGGCUUCUGCUGAAAAAUAAAGCGACACAAAAAUGGGAAUUUCCAAGUGCCACUGUAUUUGGGAUGAACAGUUUUCAUCAAACGAGGAUCAAUCUUGUAGAAAAUCUGUUCGGAAAAAACCUCAAAGUGCAUCAUAUAACCCCAAAACCGUUUAUUGUUGACACAGAAGCAUACCCAGAAGUAACUGAAAGAGAUAGGCCUAUAAAUUUUGACGAGGAUGUGUAUGAUCUUUAUUUUAAUAGACUAAAAAUCCUUAUGCCAAAAGCGAAAGAAGAAGAUCUAACUCCCCUCGAGUAGAAGGUAGAAAAUUUUGUUUUAAAAAUUAAUCCCUACCCCUCCCUCAGUUAGCGAGCAAAACCAUUGGAAAAAUCCUUAUUUUUUGGUAAAACCCAACCUAACGAGCAAAAAAUUAUACAACAUAAAAGUGGUAAUUAUUAUAAUGAAAUCUCUUGCUAAUUCUCUUUAAUUUUAAACAGCUUACAUUUUAAAACAUAAAUUUUAAUAAUUAAAUUAAUUUUUACUUUUCGAGUUUUAUGAUUGGAUUUUUUAAACUUCGAAAAAAAAUUUACUAUAAAGUUUAGAAAAAAAUAACCUCUCUCUGUAGGCGGACAAAAUUUUUUGUUCGCUAAUAAAGGGAAGUUAAUAAUUAUUUUUUAUAAAUUAUUGCAAUAUAUAUAAAUGUGCUUAUGAUCAUAAACUCUCAAGAAAAAUAUAUUAAUUUUAGGUAACUUGCAUUUUAAUUUUUCAUUUUGAAUUAUAUGGAAAAUAUAAUAUAAAAUCAACAAAAAUUUUCAAACUGAGGGGUAAUCAAAAUGCUCCAGAAGAAAUACGAUAUGAAAAAAAACCUCGACCCACUCAUAAAGAAAGUUAAAGGAAGAAAAAUAUUUUAUUUCAGGUCAAUUCACGAAAAAGGAGACAUUAAGCUGGUAAAUAAUGAUAUUUAUGACGAUUAUGCAUGGGUACCUAAGGUGAAGCUUAGCAAGUAUUUCGACAAAGAAAGAUAUGACAAGUUUAUACAAGUUAUGACUAGGCACUAA